AUGUCAAAGAUACUAGAGAGGCUCUGCCACAUACUUGUUACACCCGCUGAUGGUUUCUCCGUACUAUGUAAGAUUCUCGAUGACAAAUUCAAAAACACGCGAGGGGCAACCAAUAGCACUUACGACGUCGUUAGACUCACCGCAUGGAAUGGCACUCUGCGCUCAAGACCUCGCGACAGCUACGCGAAGCAGCUUCGCACCCGGGUAGAGAUUAGACAUACACCGGGGGGCUCCAAUGUCAUUCAGGCCGAGGAAUACGACUACGGAUGCGUUGAUGACGGAGCCGAAGACAUCGACGAAGGGAGCGAGAAUGGGACUGAAGAUGCUUUGGGUCCGGAAGAUGGGGAAAGGAAAGGCGAUGACGAUCCUUGCACAGUUGGGUAA
Molecule: messenger RNA, 384 nt
Organism: Postia placenta MAD-698-R-SB12
Lineage: Eukaryota; Fungi; Basidiomycota; Agaricomycetes; Polyporales; Adustoporiaceae
Exons: 3
Coding region: 1-384 (127 amino acids)
Source: RefSeq, a predicted model, not a curated record